AUGGAGGAAGAAUUCCAGUUCUUGUUGUGCCAGCGCUGUAGGAAAGAAGCCAAGAACCCCAAGCUGCUGUUCUGCCUUCACAACCUCUGCACAGAAUGCCUGGAGGAGAGCAAGCCCAUCGGCCAGUGCCCCAUCUGCCUCAUCUCCAUCCGGCGGGUCGGCGGAGAGGCCUUGCUGGACAACAUGCUUUUUGCUAGCCUUCAGGAAAAGCUGAGCACGUACCAGAAGAUCACCACCAACCGGGAUCUGGCGUGCAACCGCUGCAAAGAGGGGGCAGAGUUUUGGUGCAACGAGUGCAACGAGUUUCUUUGCUCGCGGUGCCACGACGCCCACCAGUGGUACCUGAAGCAGAAGAACCAUGAGUCCCAGAAGCUCCUAGAUCUGAAGAACAACACUGCUCAGGGCUUCCUGGAAGAAGCCAGGAAGUCCUGCAUCCUCUUCUGUUCGGAGCCCUCCCACAACAACCAGGUCAUAAGCCACGAAAUAAUUGCCACUAAAGAAAGCUUUGUGUUCACAGCAUCUAUUGUCGUGGGUGCCGCAAACCUUUGUGUUGUUCUUGCGCCCUGCUUGAUGGGGAGCACUACCGGCUGCCCGGAGCCGUGCGCCUGCGUGGACAAGUACGCCCAGCAGUUCGCUGACUGCGCCUACAAGGACCUGCAGACGGUGCCGGCGGGGCUGCCGUCCAACGUGACCACGCUGAGCCUGUCGGCCAACAAGAUCGCGGCGCUGCCGCGCGGCUCCUUCGUGGAGGUGACGCAGGUGACCUCGCUGUGGCUGGCCCACAACAGGAUCGGCGCCAUCGAGGAGGGCACGCUGGCCAUCCUGGUGCAGCUGAAGAACCUGGACGUCAGCCACAACCAGAUCGUGGACUUCCCCUGGGGGGACCUGCGCAACCUCAGCGCGCUGCAGCUGCUCAAGAUGAACAACAACCGCAUGGCCCACCUGCCCGGGCAGGCGUUCCACACCCUGCGCGACCUGCGCUCGCUGCGCAUCAACAGCAACCGCUUCGCCGACGUGGCUGAGGGCACCUUCGAGCCGCUCACCUCCCUGUCCCACCUGCAGAUCUACAACAACCCCUUCAAUUGCACCUGCCGGCUCAUGUGGCUGAAGAACUGGACGGAGAACACCUUGAUCUCCAUCCCGGAGAGGGACUCCAUCACGUGCGCUGCCCCGGAGCCCUGGAAGGGGCUGCCCCUGGCCAAGAUUCCCUACCUGCACUGCACGCCCCCGAAGGUGCGGCUGCUCCAGCACCCCAACCUGGAGCACACCCCGCUCUACUACGGGUUCGCCCUUACCUUGCACUGCAGUGCGGAGGGGCUGCCCCCCCCGGUGGUCCACUGGAGGGUGCAGGCAUCAGGCCAGACGCUGGAUAUUCCCGGGGGGGAGGCGGGCGGCAAUCACCUCCCCCCAGAGAGCUCCCCGGGGGGAGCCCAGGAGAGGUUCCGGGCCUUUAGCAAUGGCACCCUGCUGAUCCCCCACCUCAGCAAGAAAGAGGAGGGCACCUACACGUGCCUGGCCACCAACGAGAUGGGCAGCAACCAGACCUCGGUCGACGUCGCUGUGGCCGACUCCCCGAAGGACACCGGUGGCCCCCUCGGUGGCCCCAAGCGCCAGCCGGGGGACCGCAAGCCCGACGGCAAGGCCUCCAAGAACAGCGUCAUGAAGCCCGACGCGAGAGCCAAGGGCUUUCCGGGGAGGCCGACACCCCGGAACCACUAUGCCGUGGCGCCCACGCCCAGGAACAGCAGCGGCACGGAGGGGGCGCCCUUCCAGCCGCCCCGCUUCGAGAAGAAGUGCGGCUCCAGCGAGCUCUCGCAGUACGUCUCCAACCACGCCUUCAACCAGAGUGCCGACCUCAAGCCCCACAGCUUCGACCUGGGCGUCAUCGCCCUCGACGUCUCGGAGAGGGCGGCCAAGGUGCAGAUCACGCCCUUCUACACCCAGCCGGAAAUGGUGCACCUGCAGAGGCUCUACCUGUGCAAGCAGGGCCGGCAGGGCCACUCGCUGGUCCAGUGGUCGCAGAUCGAGGAAGGGGUGAACUCGUACUGGUUCCAGGGCCUGAGCCCCGGCACCAACUACUCGGUCUGCAUGACGUACGUGGGCGAGGAGUGCCAGGUGCAGGUGCUCUUCACCACCAAAAAGGAGGUCCCGUCGCUCAUCAUCAUCGUGGUGGUGAGUGUCUUCCUGCUCGGGCUGGCCACCAUCCCGCUGCUGGGCGCUGCCUGCUGCCACCUGCUCUCCAAGUACCAGGGCAAGACCUACAAGCUCAUCAUGAGAACCCAGAACCCUGACCAGAUGGAGAAGCACAUGGUGGCUGACUUUGACCCGCGGGCGUCCUACCUGGAGUCGGAGAAGAACUUCGAUCCCAGUGAGGUGGAGGAAGGGGAGGUGGAGGAGGGGGGAGGGGAGGGCGAGGGGGAGGGGAGGGGCACGGCCCAGGGAGGAGCGCUGGAGAGGGACGAGGAGAGCAUCGCGGCCAGCUCCAUCCCCGAAUCCCAGUCCAAAACCAACCCCGAGGAAUUUGAAGUGGGCUCGGAGUACAGCGACCGGCUCCCUCUCGGGGCCGAGGCUGUGACAAUCUCCCAGGAGAUCAAUGGCAAUUACAAGAGCCCCCCUCGCUGA
Varanus komodoensis (Komodo dragon) is the source of this 2622-nucleotide messenger RNA. It is a transcript of the gene ISLR2, whose product is annotated as immunoglobulin superfamily containing leucine rich repeat 2. Lineage: Eukaryota; Metazoa; Chordata; Lepidosauria; Squamata; Varanidae. Gene Ontology annotation, molecular function: protein binding; zinc ion binding. The record is from RefSeq and is a predicted model, not a curated record.